AUGCACNCUGAAUUUCUAUCAAAUGAUCAAAUUAAUCCAUUGUUUGAUGCAACUAUUCAAUGUGUUGAAGAAGCCAUAAUAAAUUCUCUAAUAGCAGCUGAAACAAUGGUAGGAUUUGGAGGAGUACGAGUUGAUGCUAUUUCACAUGAUAAUGUCGUCAAAAUACUCAAAAAAUACAAUAGACUUAAUGUUGGUACACAAUAA
This is a messenger RNA of Rotaria sp. Silwood2, 204 nucleotides long. NCBI's taxonomy places the organism in Eukaryota, Metazoa, Rotifera, Eurotatoria, Philodinida, Philodinidae. The record is from the annotation of a GenBank genome assembly.